GGCGGGAGAUUUGGCGGCUGCGGCCGGCUUGGCACGCUAAGAACUCCAUCCACCGCCGGCCCCCGUGACCUGGGUCUUUGCUUCUUCCGGUUUGGGGAACGCAAAUCCCCACUACGCAAGUUGGAGAAGAUUUGGGAAAGGGUCUUCGCCGUGCCUCCCAGUUCUCCUCCGAAAUUAAGGGCUCGGCCUGCUCAGGUGAGAAAACUGAGGUCCAUCGAGUUGAAGAAACUGGCUCGCUCACCAUCAGACAACCGGUUGGUGGAUUAACUUCUUCAGUACUUAGAGAAAAAUGGCAAAUAUGGAUAACGAUUCCAGGCAUCGUCUCAUCUCUGAAGUAGAUCAUGAAGUAAAUCCUGGACCUAUGAAUAUUCAGUUUGAUUCAUCAGAUCUAAGAUCUAAAAGGCCUUUCUAUAUAGAGCCCACAAACAUCGUCAAUGUGAAUGAUGUCAUUCAGAGGGUUAGUGACCAUGCCUCUGCCAUGAACAAGAGGAUUCAUUACUACAGCCGGCUUACCGCUCCAGCAGACAAGGCACUGAUUGCUCCAGAUCAUGUAGUUCCAGCUCCAGGAGAAUGCUAUGUAUAUAGUCCAUUGGGUUCUGCUUAUAAACUUGAAAGUUACAGUGAAGGAUACGGUAAAAACACUAGUUUAGUAACCAUUUUUAUGAUUUGGAAUACCAUGAUGGGAACAUCUAUACUAAGUAUUCCAUGGGGCAUAAAACAGGCUGGAUUUACUACUGGAAUGUGUGUCAUCAUGUUGAUGGGCCUUUUAACACUUUAUUGCUGCUACAGAGUAGUGAAAUCACGGACUAAGAUAUCUUCAUUGGAUACCACUACCUGGGAAUAUCCAGAUGUCUGCAGAUAUUAUUUUGGUUCAUUUGGGCAGUGGUCGAGUCUCCUUUUCUCCUUGGUGUCUCUCAUUGGAGCAAUGAUAGUUUAUUGGGUGCUUAUGUCUAAUUUUCUUUUUAACACAGGAAAGUUUAUUUUUAAUUUUAUCCAUCACAUUAAUGACACAGACACUAUACUGAGUACCAACGAUAGCAACCCUGUGAUUUGUCCAAGUGCCGGGAGUGGUGGCCAUCCUGACAAUCGCUCUGUAAUAAUAUUCUACACCAAUGACACAGGAGUCCAACAGUUUGAAAAGUGGUGGAACAAGUCCAAGACAGUGCCCUUCUACCUCAUAGGGCUCCUCCUACCACUGCUCAAUUUUAAAUCACCUUCAUUUUUUUCAAAAUUUAAUAUCCUAGGCACAGUAGCUGUUCUCUAUUUAAUUUUCCUUGUUACCUGGAAGGCUUUUCGCUUGGGAUUUCAUUUGGAAUUUCAUUGGUUUACCUCAACACAAUUUUUUGUCCCAGAGAUAAGAUUUCAGUUUCCACAACUGACUGGAGUGCUUACCCUUGCUUUCUUUAUUCAUAAUUGUAUUAUCACACUCUUAAAGAAUAACAAGAACCAAGAAAAAAAUGUAAGAGAUCUGUCCAUUGCUUAUAUGCUAGUGACAUUAACUUAUAUCUAUAUUGGAGUCCUGGUGUUUGCUUCAUUUCCUUCACCACCAUUAUCCAAAGAUUGUAUUGAGCAGAAUUUUUUAGACAACUUCCCUAGCAGUGAUAUCCUGUCCUUCAUUGCAAGGAUAUUCCUGCUGUUCCAGAUGAUGACUGUAUACCCACUCCUAGGCUAUUUGGCUCGUGUCCAGCUAUUGGGCCAUAUCUUCGGUGACAUUUAUCCUAGCAUUUUCCAUGUGCUGAUUCUUAAUCUAAUUAUUGUGGGAGCUGGAGUGACCAUGGCCUGUUUCUACCCAAACAUAGGAGGGAUCAUAAGAUAUUCAGGAGCAGCGUGUGGACUGGCCUUUGUAUUCAUAUAUCCAUCUCUCAUCUAUAUAAUUUCCCUCUACCAAGAAGAGCGUCUAACGUGGCCUAAAUUAAUCUUUCACAUUUUCAUCAUCAUUUUGGGCCUGGCUAACCUGAUUGUUCAGUUUUUUAUGUGAAAUAUUCAACUCUUUUCUCAAGAUCUUUCAUGGUAUUUUGAGCUUUGAGAACAGUUACACAUAAAUUCACUUGUAAAUGCUAUUGUUGCUGUAAUUCUAAAUGUUUUUUCCUAAAAUAAUUUGAAAGCCAGGGGAAAAGUUGUCCAUAAGUAAAUAUUUUUGAUUAGAGUGGGAAAGGGGGCAAAAUGAUCUUAGUCUCUUUACCUGUCUCAUAUUCACUUACCUCUUAAUUCUCAUUUUCUUUUCUGAGUAGAAAUGUGUGCCCUAGGAAAAAUCAUGCUGGGUUUUGGAGAUAUAUGAUAGGUGGGUUUAUUUGGCUGCAGUAAAGAUUCUCAGGUUAUCACAGGAACAUAUUACCAGAUCCUGUUUCUGUUUUAUGUUUUAGUGUAUUUACUUUCCUUGUAUUACCUGCUAGACCUUUUCUGCCAUUUGCCCAAACCUCUAUAGUUUGGGACAAUAAACCAAAUACCUCAUUUUAAAAAAGAAGUUGCCAUGGCAUCAGUGUUAAUAGGGUGAAUUCUUAACUGAAUCCUUAAUCUCUAUUUUUUUAAAAAAAAAUGUUAAUAGUAUCAGUACAGUCUCCAUGACUAUGGGACUUAUGCAAAAGAAGCAAACUAGAAGGGUUCAUUACUGACCAACUCCUUUUUUGUUUCUAAUCCAGUACUGGUGACUUAAGUCAAAAUUAUAGUUCCCUGAGCCAGGUUUUGCAUAGUGACGAGAAUGAUUGUCCCCAUAGCCUCAGGGGGACCCUUUUGCUCUUUGGAUCCCUGAGCGUUGCAUAAGAUGUCAUGACAGGACCAAUGGGAAAUGGGGAGUAGAGUACAUUUGAGGCCUUAGAGGGAAAAGGAGAAUACUUGAAGGGCCAGGAUGGAUGAGGCCUCCUACCCAGUGUAUUCUCUGGGGCAAUUGUAGUUUCUUUAUCAUAGUAAAGGAUUUAUUCUGUUUGAGGUCUGACCUCUAAAAGGAGACCACCACCUCCUUACUUCUGUAACUGUCAGGAUAGAGUUUAAAUCCCCAUAAGGAAAACUUCUUGGAUCUGAGAAUAGGGUUAGGGAAUCUGUACCUUUGGAAUUAACACUCUCCUCCUUUUCUUCCAAACUAAAAUGUUAAACCAAAAUCCAAAUUCAUGUCUUCCAUGUAAUACAGCCUCUGUGUUCAGCCCAGGACUACAGAGUGAAUGUUUAUUUUCUGAAAAACUGUGAUUUCUCUAACUCUGGGCUAAAGUCAAAAUAUAUGUUGCCUUUAUAGAUCUGACAUCCCAGGGUAGUGUGUAAAUUUGUUUUAUAUCCUUCCUUUGACAAAGACAGGUGAAAUGUUGUUUUUGUUAUUACCUUUUCACCUAGUACAAAGCUCCAGAUUCUAGACCAGCCGUAAUUUCUUUCAGGAAAGCUUUCUGUCCAGUCAUAGACCCAUACACCUGUUUUGAUGAUGAACUGUAUUUCUUAAAGCCCUUUUUAAAAAGUGUCAUUGUGAAAAUUCUCAAGCAUAUGCAAACAUAGAAUAAUAGAUGAAGCCCCAUGUACGCAUCGCUUACGUUCAGUAAUUAUAGGAUUUUGUCACAUUUGCUUCAUCUCUUUUUUCUUUUCCUUUUCCACUGAAGUAUUUUUAACGCAAUUCUCAGAUGUUAUGUCAUUCAUCUCUACCAACCUUAAUAUGCAGCUCAGCGCCUUUUGAAUUUACUUACCUUUAUUGAUGGAAACCGUUUCAAGAGUUUUGUUAACAGAAACAGUUUGUAAAAGUUAGGUAAAUUGUAAAAAUUCUGCAUUACAUGUCUGGAUGCUUGUGUUAGUCCCUCUUAAAACUGAAGUCCUAUUAUGUGGAAAAGUUGUCCUUCUGUGCUUGGUAGCCCCUGAAUCUUUAUGACUUCAAAGACUUUUGCUCAGUUAGCAGAUACAGGAAUCAAAAGCUAGAUAGAACCUUGAGAGCUCUUCUGGGCUUAAUCUCUUUACUCCUAGUUGUCUUUCUUGUCUUUAAAAUCUUCUAAAGAAUUUUCAAUGACGUAUUGAAUGUUUUAACACAUGGAAAAAUGAUUUGAAAUGUUUUUGCCCAUUUAAUGAUGAAAGUGAAUGUGCCAGUUUGAAUGUAUUAUGUCCCCCAGAAAAAGCCAUAUUCUUUGAUGCAGUCUUGUGGGGCAGACAGAAUAGUGGGGAUUAAGUUGGAACAUUUGAAUUAGGUUGUUUGC
Molecule: messenger RNA, 4160 nt
Organism: Choloepus didactylus (southern two-toed sloth)
Lineage: Eukaryota; Metazoa; Chordata; Mammalia; Pilosa; Megalonychidae
Gene: SLC38A9
Product: solute carrier family 38 member 9
Exons: 16
Coding region: 290-1978 (562 amino acids)
Biological process (GO): amino acid transmembrane transport
Molecular function (GO): amino acid transmembrane transporter activity
Source: RefSeq, a predicted model, not a curated record